Linepithema humile (Argentine ant) is the source of this 4029-nucleotide messenger RNA. Its product is annotated as BRCA2-interacting transcriptional repressor EMSY. Gene Ontology annotation, biological process: regulation of DNA-templated transcription. The record is from RefSeq and is a predicted model, not a curated record. Lineage: Eukaryota; Metazoa; Arthropoda; Insecta; Hymenoptera; Formicidae. Gene Ontology annotation, cellular component: nucleoplasm.
UGGACUGUCAACGGGGGUUUCGAAAUGUGGGAGACGCGUGCCGAUUCCGUCGUUUUAUUCAAGUGAUCUGAUCCGGUUGUGGAAGAGUCACAAAAAUCAUGUGGCCGAUGCGGCCGGAGAUGACUCGUGACGAGUGCAAAAAAUGCUUGCGACGCCUCGAAUCGGAUGCUUAUGGAAGUAUGGUUUCUGUCCUACGUGCUCAAGGCCCUUUUACUAAUGAUAAACAAAAGUUGUUACAAGAACUUGCUAAAGUAUUACACAUUUCUAACGAAAGGCACCGGUCUGAAGUACGGAGAGUUGUGAAUGAUGAUAUGCUUGCCACAAUAGCAGAACAACUCAAUGGUCCAAAUACCGGUACAGAUUGGGCCAUCGAAAGUCGCCGAACUAUUCCUCUCAUGCCAAGAUUAAAAGCGCGAUCUGCUUUCACAACACUGGCAAAUAGCUUAUCUCUCGCAACUACAAUCGCAGACGAGAAGAAACCUAAUAGACAUGUUAUUCCUAGAUGGCAUGCAAACUCGACAGCUGCUGAAAGUGAAUCACAAAGUGAAGUGCAAACAGAGGAAAAUUUAUCUGUUCACACAAAAUUAUGCAGUCUUGAGAAUGAUCUUGAUAUUAGCAAAAUCUUAGAGGAAAAUUCAAAUUUGGCCAAAGACGAAAAGAUAGAUGAUAAAGAUAAAGUCAGUAGAGUUUCUGAAACACCUAAGAUAUCAAGACUUCCUGAAAAGCGCAAACAACUUUCUCCAUUGCCAGCAGCACCACCGAAUAAAGUUUUAGUGGUAUCUAAAACCACACCAUUAGACCACAAUUUUUGGACAGUUGAAAAUGAGCAAGCAUCGUCGCAAGUACCAUCAGCAAUUACGCAUCAUCAAAAUGUUGCAGUAAUUUCUUCUACUACUGAUGAGAUUUCAACAAAUUCAAAUUCUAAAGAGAGCAUAACAGCGUCAGAAUACUUAAGUGGACACACAGCAGUUUCAUCAGACAAACCUGUAGCCAUUACAACAAUUUCUGUGUGCACAAGUAAUACUAGCGAGCCUACGACGGUACCAAGUAUCAUAAAGAAUAAAGUUAGUACAAAAAUAGUGCCGGCGGUAUCGAGCAGUACAUUGAACACGCCGCUAAAGGAACAGUCGGAAAAUAAAGACGCGCACUCUCAAGAUGUCGCAAAUAAUACACAGAAAAGUGCAAGAUCUGAAAACACUAACUCGAAUCCGUCAUGUAAUAAACGAUCUAUGGCGUCAAUCAUACACGAAGCCAUAAUGUCAAGUACUCCGCAUCGACAUACAGUGGCCGUGUAUCCUGGUACCACGGUAUCGAGCGGUCCUGGGCCACCUCAGAUUAAGCAACCUUCUGAAACAUUAAUGUGUAAGAAACUGCCAUCUGAACAAAUCAAGAUUUUUAAUCAAUCCACUGCCAAAACCGGUGCUACGAUAAAUUCCAAGAAAGUUGUAAAUAUACCUCAUUACCCUAACGCUAAAUUAAACACCAAGACUAAUGUGAUCGUUAUCCAGAAGGGUCACACGAAAGGUGUCACGCUAUCGCAUGCAGGCAAGGAAAUACUAGGAAAAGUAAUAAUAGGAGGAAAGAAUUUAUGCGUUACGAGUCAGCAUAAUACAAAUUCGAUUAGUGUUCAACCGCAUCAUAUCUCCCUGAAUAAUGGGGAUCAAACAAAGACUGCGCUACCGACUGCAAACUCUCCGCAGAAUGCAGAAUCCGUCAAAACAAAUUCUGGAAAAACAGCGGUUGUAUCCGUGGUCACGGCUCUGCGACACGAUCUGACGGACAAGAACAAAGCUCUGUCGCAGCUCUUCGACCCGCCUGACGGUCUUAACUCGGAAUCUAAAACUGUGAUACCAAACAAUGCGCGCUUGCUAAAGGAGGAAUGCAACAACGACGCAAAUACGGUCGAUCGAAAGUCGGCUCUGAAAACAGAUCCCGUUGACACUCUCGCGUUAGAAGAAAAGCAGCACAGAAACAAUAAAGACAUUAACGAGAGCAUGAAAUCUCAGGUAGCAAAUCUCUUAGAUUCCUCUAAUUCGCUGGAAAGCAGGGAAAUACUCGCCAGGCAAAAGCAACUCACCAAUACUAUGCAAGAUGACGCUGGAAGCAACAUUCGGGUAGAAGAUUCCGACGAAAACAUGGAUGCGUUUGGCGCGACGUUAGACACGACGGAUAUAAAUCUGGAGAACUUCCAAUACCUAGUAGACAACGACGACAGUCGGAUCCUGGAAGAAUCGGCGAGGUCGAUGAUGACCAUAAAUCAGGUGACCGAGCACGACGAUUCGUAACGUCUAAGAGGGUCUUAACGCCGUGCUCGUUACAAUUGUUGCACAACGGCGAGGAUAACGAUACUUUCAGUUUAGAGGCAUAGUCUAUAAGUAUGUUUCAACGAGAUUUACCUGCGUAAGCCUACUUAUUCGCUUGUUGGAAGAUUUCGAUGAUGAUUUGUGAGAGAACCGUGAACGAUCGAUUGCAGUCUUUUUAAUUAUUUACAUAACGUAGAAUGAGUAAGGCGAUCUGAUCAUUUAUGAAAAUGAAAAGUUUCGAUACGGAAAUUCAAUCAUACUGAUUGAUAUUAGUACUGCAUGUAAGUGCCAAAUCCAUGAUCUGCCGUUAAUUUAUACUUUUGUAAAGAAAAAAAAAAAAAAGGAAAGCAACCAUGACACGCGCGUUGUGUAUUCAUUCAUUCUUUUUCAUAAUCUUGUCAGUUUGUACUGUAAAUUGUUCCUUCAUCGAAUUUUAAUUCAUUAUUACGACUCUUCCAUUUGUUAACGGAAACGGAACUGUAAGCUGGAUGCUGCAUGCAGCGCUAAAUACUGAUUAUUAUUCUAUUUCUUGUUUUUUUUUCCUUUUUUUUUAAUUUUUUUUUUUACCUUGAAUGUGUUCUUGUGGCAGCUAUAUUUAAACGUAGCUCUUUGAUUAAAAUUUUUUGUAUCCCCACUGUAUAUCCAGCUGCGGCAAUCAAUUCGCUAUUAUGACUCUCCUAUUUGUUUUAAAGAUGAACGAAAUAUCAGCAACUACGAAUUCUAUUUUGCAUAUGUUGCAUGGUAAAAAAAAGUGUCAAACUGCACAUACGCUCGGAAAAUUGUUUUGUACUUCUGUCCGUAAAUAUGUAAGACUAAACGUUUCUGUGAAUGUGAUAUUAUGGUGUUAAGUACUAGAAGUUUGGUUCUGUGAAUCUGUCACUUGCUCAGACUACUGCUGCAGCGGCGCCUGUAAAUACUGUAUAAAAAUACCGAUGUACUCGGAUUAUUGAGAGGAGAUUGUUACGGGCGGAUUGAGAUAAGUUUUAUAUGUAUGGACACAUACGUGUGUACGUAUAUAUAAAAGUACCCUCUUCCGCCCUGCUGCCAUUAAUAAAAGCGUGAAUGUUAGCUAAAACUCGAUCGACGAUAGCUUUAGUUAUUUUAUCAAUAGAAGCGUACCAUUUUCUAUCUUUUUUUAAUAAAAUUUACUUAUAUAGGGCGAAAUCGACAGUCUCUGCUAAAUAGUAGUAUAACAGGAAAAAGGCUAUAUAUUUUUCAUAAAUAAAGCAACACUGCCCUUUGAUUCACAAUAUUGCGAUAUUCUGUUACUCAGAUUUUUUAUCGUAGCCGUAUUUUAGGCAGAUUUUUCGCCAAGUUCGCAAGAAUAUUUUCGCCUAAGUCGCUGUACGAAUUAAUAAGCAGCGUAAUUGCAAUCUUCGCCAAUAAAAAAAAUGUUAGGAUAUUAAAUUUUCUCAAUUGAGCACACGUUCUGAAUGUACUGAGUGUUUUAUAUUUCUCGCAUCUGUUUUCGCAUAUAAUUCCAAAAAAGAUAGCAAAUAAUUUUAAUAGAUUACUCUCUUCAAUUACUUACUAGAAUCUCAACUUAAAACUUUGUUACCGAGGUACAAAAGCGAAUGUUAAAAACUGAUAAAAAAGUGUACGCUGACAUACGCAUUCAGUCAAUUUAAGGUACAGAUGAAAGCUGAUGCGGUAAAUCUGAAAUACUUUAUGUAUAUAAUGCCAAUGCAAAUUGUGUACAGAUAUUUAUAGCUAAUUGUGAAAAAAU